Messenger RNA from Capsicum annuum, 757 nucleotides. Its product is annotated as protein LITTLE ZIPPER 4-like. Bases 78 to 434 code for a protein of 118 amino acids. NCBI's taxonomy places the organism in Eukaryota, Viridiplantae, Streptophyta, Magnoliopsida, Solanales, Solanaceae. The transcript has 2 exons. The record is from RefSeq and is a predicted model, not a curated record.
GUGUAGUUUAAUAUGUUACAAUAACACUUACUUCAAAGUUAGUUAUCAUAUUCUUACAUUACUCAGACUCUUCAGAUAUGCUGUCACACUCGUGUCAUGUCGAAUCCUUCAGAAAUACACACAGCGUUUUAGAGGAUUUGACCCACUCGCCAACAUAUUUAAAGAGUCCGAGCAAUGAAAUGGAAAGAAUCAACUCAAAGCUCUACUUACAAAACUGCUACAUAAUGGCUGAAAAUGAAAGGCUAAGGAAGAAAGCAGAACUAUUGAAUCAAGAAAAUCAACAACUUUUAAGUGAACUCAAACAUAGGUUAUCGCAAGCUGGUCCUAGUAACAUCAACAACAACAACAAUGGAGGUGGAAAAAACAAUACAAUUCUUGAUCUCAAUCUCUCCAACACAUCCAAGAAUGUGUCAUCAAAAUCCAAGAAGAAAUGAAGUCAAAAAAAAAGAAAAAAAAAAUCAAGAAAAUUGUGGGUCCCACCUAAGUCAUUUGAACUAGUAGUAUGUUUUUUUUUUUUUUAAAUGUUAUUUUUGGGGGUUGUUAAAUAUUAUUGUUAGUAUUAUAUUAAGUGGUUAAAUAGUAUAGGAAGUUAUGGUUGUUAUGGUCAAUAGUUAUAUUGUAGGAGAAUAGGUAGGAGGAAGAAUAUAUGUUUUUCUAAGGGUGGGGUGGUGGGGUUAGUUAUGUUUUGGAGCUAAAAAAGGUUGUAAUCAAAUCUAUAUUAUCUACAAGGAAAUAUAACAUGCAUCCCUUAUUAAAU